Molecule: messenger RNA, 6455 nt
Organism: Columba livia (rock pigeon)
Lineage: Eukaryota; Metazoa; Chordata; Aves; Columbiformes; Columbidae
Gene: PLAGL1
Product: PLAG1 like zinc finger 1
Exons: 7
Coding region: 3066-5465 (799 amino acids)
Biological process (GO): regulation of transcription by RNA polymerase II
Cellular component (GO): nucleus; nucleoplasm
Molecular function (GO): protein binding; DNA-binding transcription activator activity, RNA polymerase II-specific; RNA polymerase II cis-regulatory region sequence-specific DNA binding
Source: RefSeq, a predicted model, not a curated record
ACCAUAUGUUUUUAUCAGAUUCCCAGAUGUGGUCAUGAUUGAUGUCUUUUAUCUUAAGUAUAAAGUCUGCUUUUACAUUUGCAUUUCUUCUGAGACAUCUGUGGAACAAUAUUACCAUUAUAAUCAACGGGAUUAUUCUUGGAAUAGGGCAUGACUUAAUAUGAGUAAAAUUGUAAAAAUCUGGUCCAUGUAUAAGAACAGACUGGUUCAUUGAGACUUAAAAAAUUACAAUUCUGUCUAAAGUGUUUUAUCUAUCUUUGGCACAAAUACCAUCUCAGAUUACUACUGAGUGAUGUGUUUGGGUUUUCUUAAUCACUUUGUGAAUUUUCAACUCCUGUGUUUCCGAGGCAGCAUUAUCCAAGUCACAUCCAAAUCUCAUUCCUCAUCACUGUUAUUGGGGACAGAAAUCUUUGCAGGGCCCAUUGCGAUAGGACAAGGGAUAAUGGCUUUAAACUAAAAGAGGGGAGAUUCAGGCUAGACAUGAGAGAGAAAUUUUUUUACAAUGAAGAUGGUAAAACACUGGCACAGGUUGCCCAGAGGUGGUAGAUGUCCCAUCCCUGGAAACACUCAGGUCCAGGCUGGACAGGGCUCGGAGCAACCUGAUCUAGUUGAAGAUGUCCCUGCUCAUUGCAGGGCGUUGGACUAGAUGACCUUUGAAGGCCUUUUCCAACCAAAACCGUUCUAUGGUUAUUCCUCUUUCUUUUUCAACAGCAAAGAAUAUACGAGCAGCAUAUCCUUAUACUUUGCUGUUGUAACUACCACAAAAAAAUACCGCUCAGGUCUCCCCGGUACUUGCACUCUCUCACUCCGGCCUAAGCUAUCUGUAGCAUUAAGUACAUUUUCUAUACUUACUGAUCUGAUCUACAUGCUUUCUUUUGGAGUCCUUUCAGCACCUCAGCUGCCAUUUUUUAUUAUUGCUUCUGAGGGCUGCCCAACUGCACACUGUACAGUGUAAGAGAGGGGAAUUUCAGAAACCUGUUUUAUCAGUCUCCAAUACUUCCUCAGAGGAACAAAGGAAACAAAUUUUUUUUGGUCAAUAAAUGUAAUCAGUUAAUAAAUAUAAAAACAUCAGUGGCUGACUGGCAGAUAGCAGCUAUCUGUGGAGGUGAUAUCUGUACUUCAAGUUAUUUGUGAAGGUGCAUUUUUUGAGCUUUAUCUGCAAACUGGCAAUUUUAGGGCAUGCUUAAGUGCCAUUUAGAUACAGGAAGAACUCUAAAAGAUUAAUGAUGAAUGUAAUAUACCUGGCUGUAUUGUAUAAAACAGGCAAAACUUCUGUUAUGAGUGAAACAUUAAAGGAGAAAGGGCAGAGUAAUUGUACAGUCAAAAUCACUUCAGACUCCUCAGCUCAGAUGUUUAAGCUAGUUUCACUGUUUUAGCUAGUUUGUGCUGUGCCGGUUUCAUUUUUAUCUCUUCAGCUCAGCAUCAGCACCUCUUCUCACACUUUCCCUAAUGAUCAAUGUCAAUGGGUUAGAGAAGUUGUUGCCUGAGAGGCUGAAGGAGUUGAGUGUGUUCACCAUGAAGAAGAGAAGUCUUGGGUGGGUCUAGCCGUGCUCUACCAGUACAAAAAGGGUGGUUAUGGAGAAGGAGGUGAAAGCACUGUUUCCCAAAUGUGCACUGUGACAGGACAAGAGGCGAUGACCACAAGUUGCUUCAGGGCAGAUGCCCCUGGAUAUCCGGGACAUAUCACCGUGGGAUCAGUCAAACUUUGGAAUAGACUGUCCAGGAGGUGCUAGAAUUUCCCACACUGGAAAUAUUUGACAUAUGGCUAGACAGGGUCCUUCGUAAUGCUAAUCUAAGGCCUUGCUUUCAACAGGAGGCUGGGCUAUUUGAUCUCCCCAGGUCUCUUGCAACUUAGAUAAUUCUGCAGUUCUGUAUUCACUUGUGUCCUCAGCUAUCUUCUGUGCAGUGGUCAGUCAUCCCUACUAUCUGUCCCUGGUCUUCUCCACAUUCUGCUGUUUGUGCUGUGGUAGUUCCUGUGUUACUUGACUAUGCUAGAGGGGAUAGACAUUUGUCUUCUCACUUGGAGACAUGUGAGUAGUGUUGAGGCAGUACCAGCGCUCAGGGGACUUUCCCGGUUCCAGCUGGUGGGAGUACACGUGCGCAUGGAGUUUGUGACAGCCAGGUAGCGCCUUGGAAAAAUGUCAGUGCUCAGGUGAAUGCCAAAGUGGCAAACUGUACAGAUGUGAAGUGGCUCUAGAUCUUUAUGUCUGUUUUUAUGUAAAUAAAUAGUACAGAGCAAGCCCAUGAGCUUAGUACUGGCCUAUGCUAACAAGCAACACCAAGGUAUGUUUUGGGGAUAACGUCUACCAGGCUCUGUUCCAGGUUAGGAAUUUGGAUGUAAUCAGACUGUUUGUGGGGGGAAAGGGAAGGAAGUGAGGAGUGUUUAGACAUGUGGAGCUGAUGCCAGGUGGUCUCAGCACCAGGGAAGUCUCUGGUUCUUACUAUUUAGCAGUAGACACGUAGCCUAAACACCCAUUCCCUAAGCCUGACCACAGCAUCGUCUGUCAGUAAACCUUGGUUCAGUACAAGGUCACAUUCUAGGAUUAUUUAUCUUGUUCCAGGUCAUGUUAAUGAAGACUAGAUGUAUAAUUAAAAAGGAAAAAAAAUCUAACCAAACUACAACAAAACCACUUGGAUUCCUAGGAAAAAAAAACACUGCACUCUGGGGCAAAUUGCACAAAGAAAAUGUCAUGGCUGCACAAUACAAGGGCUGCUGCAGCCCGACCUCAAACUCCAGCAGCUAAGUCUUGAAGUGUGUGGAAAUAAAGCAAAAAAGCCAACAUCCCAGUGAAGUUUCAGCAUGAUGAAGUUGAAGUAGCAAGUGUAUCUCUGUUUUAGAUGGAGAAGCUAAGGAAAAAAAAGAGAAAGAAGUUUAUAAAAUGUCUGGCUGCCACUGAGGCUCGGCCGGUUGGGGAAGCAACAGACUUCCCUUGGAGCUUGUUUUUCUUUUUAUCCUUGGAUGAACUAGUGUGCAGUACAUUAUGCUCCCUGAAUGUAGGGGUUUGUCACAGUUAGCGCCGGGGGCUGUCCCGGGAACGUAGGAAGUCGAUGGGGGUGAAUGGAGCAUGCGGUGGUCGGUGGGGCUCGAGCCCGCGCUUCGGGAAACCUGUCGCUGCUCCUCUCGGCCGGACUGGCCAAAGCCAGGCAGGAAAGGAGGGUGUGAGGAUUGUGGUAAAAGCCUUAUAGGAGAAUGCAAACUCCACGGACCACUCAUCAGGGCUAAAGAUAGGGUUAUUCCUAGCCGAGCCCGUCUCACCCUACCUCAUUACCUCACUUUGCGAGUGUUGGAGCUGCGAGCUGGAAACCAGCAGAUCCUUGGAGUAUUUGCAAAGAAAGUGAUACAGAAGAGAACACAGUUUGGUCCUUAUGUUGGGCAACUGUCUACAAAACUGACCUGCUAUGAUGAGAGCAGGCUAGUCCUGCAGGUAUUGAAAGAUGGAGGGAAGUACUUUCUGGACACUCCCAAUGAAGACUGUGGAAACUGGAUGAUGUUUGUCCGGCUAGCCCGGAACCAAGAAGAACAGACCCUUGUGGCUUAUCAGCACUGUGGAGAAGUCUACUUCACAACUGUUAAGCCAAUUGAACCCCACACAGAAUUGAAAGUAUGGUAUGCUGCCGACUAUGCCAAAUUUAUGGAAGCUUCUGCAGUCUUCAUUAAAGAAGAAUCUGAUGUCUGUCCUUUGCCUCCAGUAACAAAGGAGCCUGUAGACCCUUGGAUAUGCUCCAGCUGUAGAAGCACUUUUGCAACUUUUGCUCUGCUAGAAUCUCACGAGUGCAUCCAUAAAGACCGAGUCCUUACCACCAGGUUCAGAUCACCAAAUAAACUGGGACCUGUAAAAACAAAAAGCAAACUGAAAGGGAAACUAAGAGGAGCAGCAUUAGGCAAAAGCAUUGCCCAGUGCUACGGGACCAUUUCCUGUUCCUCUGCUGCGAAGCUUGGCUGCGCUGGCUCUGGAAGCACUUGUGAUGCUCUUGUGAGGUUUAUACCUAAAUGGAGAAAUGGCCGGUCUUCAUUGUUGAAGGGAAGAGAAGUGAAGCAGCCAGACAGUUACCCUUGCCGGCUCUGCGGGAAGAUAUUUGAUUCCAUUGACAAGCUCACAGUCCACACUUACGCGCACAAAGGGGAGCGCCCCUACAAGUGUUCACAGCACGGAUGCACAAAAGCCUUCAUUUCCAAAUAUAAACUGCUCAGGCACUCAGCCACUCAUUCUCCACAGAAAUCUCACCAGUGUGGGUACUGCGAAAAGACCUUUCACAGGAAAGACCAUCUAAAGAAUCACCUUCAGACUCAUGACCCUAACAAGAUGGCCUUCAAGUGCGAAGAGUGUGGCAAGAAGUACAACACCAAGCUAGGCUAUAAGAGACACUUGGCUCUUCAUGCAGCCACCAGUGGGGACCUUACCUGUAGGGUAUGUGCCCAGGAGUUUGGCGGUACUGAAGUUUUGUUGGAACACCUCAAAAGCCAUGCAGGAAAACCAACUGGCAAUACCAAGGAAAAGAAACACAAGUGUGACCACUGUGAGCGUCACUUCUACACCCGUAAAGACGUGCGACGGCACAUGGUAGUUCACACAGGCUGCAAAGACUUUCUGUGCCAGUUUUGUGCCCAGAGGUUUGGGCGGAAGGACCACUUGACUCGCCACACUAGGAAGACUCAUCCGCAAGAACUGCUGAAGAGCAGGUUGCAGAAUGGUGACUCAGUGGGUCUCCUUGACCAGCUUUUCCCAUUCAGACUGAAGGAAGAUGCUAGCAUACUGUCCCCUUUUCCUGAAAGGGUCUCCGCGCAGAAUGGGAUUUUGAAUAGUUCAGAAUCGGAGGAAUACAACUGUUCACAUCUUCAUUCCCAGCCAAGCUUACAAACCGCUCUUCCUCUGGAACCUUCUCAUUUGCCAAGGAUGGGCUGUGCAGACAGCCUUCCAGCUGUCCAUCCCACACCAUGCUCCACAGCCGUUCCUGCCAACCUGAACCUUCAGCAGCCUAAUAAAUAUGACCCUAGUUCUACCUCAUUUGCAGCAGGAUCCCUCAAGACUCUACCGAUAAAAGUGGAUGUUAAAGGUUAUAACAUGCAACUUCCUGAGGUCCUGCCGUUACCAGAACCUCAGUCUCUCCACAAAAUCAGUCUGGAAGAAGCUUCCUCAGGGCCUGUAGGGGAUACUAACAAGUACCCAAUGCACAAGGAGACAGAGGCAGCAGCUGAAACUACGAGCCUGCCUUUCAUGGAUCUCACUCAUGUGAUGAGUUUCUGGCAGCUCCCACCAAGUGACAACCAGAACACUACUGGGGACAUGACAAUGGCACUUGGUCCCGAGGAUCCAUCACACAGGCUGAAUGGCAUUGGCCAACAGCAAGGUCUUCAGCUAGCAACUGGUGGGAUGGCCAUAAACCAGCUGCACCAUCUUCCUCGUUCCUUUCCAUCCACUACAAAUUCUGUAACAUUGCCUCAUUUUCACCAUGCCUUCAAAUAAUUAUCACCAUGGGGUUGCUUGUUUGUUUCGGGUUUUUUUCCCCUUCUUUUUAAAGACUGUGCUUCUUACUUAAAUCUGUUAGGAUGGGGUAGUUUUGGUUUGGGUUUUUUGGUUGUUUUGUUUUGGUUUUUUGGUUUUGUUUUUUUUUUAAGAAAAACUGCCACAAAUGUUUUCAAAGCACAUUAUGAACAUGGUAGUUAAAUUCAGGAUGUUAAUAAACGAGAAGCUCUAUUUUUCAUACUACUAUUAGUUUUUUAGCAUAUGACAAUAGUAGAACUAACAUUUCCCUCAACACCUUCUCUAUUUUUGUUUCUUACCUUUCAGGCAAACAACUGAAUAAAUAUCUUCAAUGACAGCAAAGGAUCAUAACAGGCACAAAAAAACUAUGGCUACUGCAGUAGGAGAAAUAGGGUUAGGGUGAAUGGGAAGAAGGGGGAAAUCACAGGAAAAAUAAUUUUAAUGAGACAUAAAUCACAGCGAAUUUAUACACAUGGCAAAUGUAAUGAACGAUUUAUCAACAUCACAUAGAUUUCUGUUAAGCACUUAAUUACUGAACUUUAUGAGUUUUUAAUUUAAAUCAGAAUCAUUCCAAGAGUAAAUCUUACCUCCUGUUUCACUUUUUUAUAAAUGAAGAAGAUCACUUUCGUGAUUACAUUUAACUAGAUUUUUGUUUUCUGAGGUGCACUUCAGCUGUGUGUAUUUCAUGUAUUUUUUUUCUUUCGGGCUGGAAAUAACUACCACUUCUGCAUGACUGUUUAAGAACUGAUGUCUUGUACAUGUGCAGUUUUCAGAAUGGGAAGUGAAUUGUCUCAAAGGUUAAAGCAAAACAUUAAUUUUCACUUAGAGCUGGAUCUGGCAAGGUAUCAGACAGUGGGCUUUCACUCUAGUAAAGCACUUAAGCAUUUGCUUAAAUUUAAGCAUAUGUUAUCCCAUUGGGUCAACAAGUUGAUUCAUUUAACACUCAAUAAAAAAAUAAUGUUUCCUACCGAA